Messenger RNA from Anthostomella pinea, 1470 nucleotides. NCBI's taxonomy places the organism in Eukaryota, Fungi, Ascomycota, Sordariomycetes, Xylariales, Xylariaceae. The record is from the annotation of a GenBank genome assembly.
AUGGCCAGCAAAUCCCGCUGGGCCGACACAGCAGAUGAUGCCGCGGUCGAGGCGAAGCUCAAGCGGGAGAAGGAAGAGAAGAAGCGCAUAAAAGCCGAAAAGGCACGGAAAGCAGCAGAGGAGGAAGCCAAACGGAAAGCACAAGCCGAAGCCCAACAACGAGCCGCACAAGCCCAAGCAGAGAACGAAGCAGCGAACGACGACAACGCCAACAGACCAUCCGCGAAGCGACGGAAACUCACACCCGAGCCAGGAGCUAACGAAGGCGAAGCAGCAGCCAAGACAACAACAGAUGGCGAGAGCGCGAAGCUGCUGCGCUUCGAGGCUCCCGGCACGGGCACCUGGGGCCCCUCACGCAGCGUCGAGAACUACGACAAACUGAACGACAUCGAGGAGGGGGCCUACGGGUGGGUGGCACGGGCACGCGAGAUCAGCACCGGCAAAGUAGUCGCGCUGAAGCGGCUCAAGCUCGACAGCAGCGGCCGCGCAGGCCUACCAGAAACAGGACUGCGGGAGAUCCAGAUCCUGAAGGACUGCGCGCACCGCAACGUCGUGUCGCUACAAGAAGUGGUGGUGGGCGACGACACGACGCUGGGGCGGAUCGAGAACAUCUUCCUCGUGCUCGAGUUCCUGGAGCACGACCUCAAGAGCGUGCUGGAGGACAUGCCGGAGCCGUUCCUGGCGUCCGAGGUCAAGACGCUGCUGCGGCAGCUCGCGUCGGGCGUCGCCUACCUGCACGACCACUGGGUGCUGCACCGCGACCUCAAGACCUCGAACCUGCUGCUCAACAACCGCGGCACGCUCAAGAUCGCCGACUUCGGCAUGGCGCGCUACGUCGGCGACCCGCCGCCGCCGAAACUGACGCAGCUCGUCGUCACGCUCUGGUACCGCGCGCCCGAGCUGCUGCUGGGUAUCAAGACCUACGGCACCGCCGUCGACAUGUGGAGCGUGGGCUGCGUCUUCGGCGAGCUGCUGACGCGCGAGCCGCUCCUGCAGGGCGCCAACGAGGUCGACGAGCUGACCCGCAUCUUCGAGCUCUGCGGCAUCCCGACCGAGGACUCCUGGCCUGGCUUCCGCCGCCUGCCGCACGCCCGCUCGCUCCGCCUGCCCUCGUCCUCCAAGCAGAACGCCGCCGCCACCGGCUCCGUCAUUCGCGCCAGGUUCCCGCUGCUCACGACCGCGGGCAGCGCCCUGCUCAGCGCGCUGCUGUCCCUGAAUCCGGACGCCCGGCCCUCGGCGAGGGACAUGCUGCUGCACGAGUACUUCCGCCAGGACCCCAAACCCAAGCACGAGGCGCUGUUCCCGACGUUCCCGAGCAAGGCCGGCCAGGAGCGGCGGCGGAGGCGGGAGACGCCCAACGCGCCGGGGAGAGGCCAGCCUGCGGAGCUGGGGUCCGUCGACUUCAGUGGUAUCUUUGCAAAUAGGGAGAAGGAGGAGAGGGGCGGUGGCUUCGCCUUGAGGAUGGUUUGA